GCAUUAUCAUCACAGUUGCUAGUUUGAUACAAACGGAAACAUGAUUCUUCCAACGUUGUCAAUACUGGCUCUUGUGGCGGCGGCCAAUGCCGCGAUACUACCGUGGUUCGAUCCAAGGAUCGUGAACGGCGAGGACGCGAGGGAAGGCGAAAUUCCGUAUCAGGUAUCCCUCCAAAAGAUGGCUAGCUCGUUCCACUUCUGCGGCGGAUCAGUUCUCAACAAUUAUUACGUUAUCACCGCGUCUCACUGCGUCGAUGGAACUCAACCGGAGGCUAUCAAAGUUGUUGCCGGAACGAUCGAUCUGUCGAAGCCGAACGUGGAGCGCAACGUUGUCAAGAUCAUCAUGCACGAGAGGUACAACUCCAAAGACUCGUGGAAGAACGACAUCGCUCUGCUCAAGGUCGAGAAACCGUUCGAAGAGUCGAAGCUGAUCGCCUUCGUGCCUCUUCCGUCCGCAAACGACGUCGUCAACCCUAACGAAGUGGCCACAGUUUCCGGAUGGGGUAGACUCAGGCAAGGCGGGCCUACGACCAUUUUCCUGCAGCGUGUCAACAUUCUGAUUGCCAGCCAAGAGUACUGCAAGCUCAUGUACCACAAGCAGGGCUACAACGUCUACAACUCACACAUUUGUGCGUACGAUCCAAGUGUCCAGAAGGGAUCCUGCAACGGUGACUCUGGCGGCCCAUUGACUGUGAAAGGAAAACUCGUGGGACUAGUUUCGUGGGCUAUGGGAUGCGCUUUGACCGACUACCCCACCGUUUACACCCGCGUAGCCUCGCAUCUUGAUUGGAUCAAGAAGAAUGCUGUCUAAAUCGAAGGAUCAAACUUGAGGACGAACAGACAACAUGGAACAUACUAAACGAAUCUUGUUAUAUCAAUGAUCAAUUUUGAUAACAGUAUUGUUAAUUUAAAAUGUAAAUAUUCGUCGCGUAUAUUAAUAAAACAUUUUCUUCGUUA
Molecule: messenger RNA, 957 nt
Organism: Megalopta genalis
Lineage: Eukaryota; Metazoa; Arthropoda; Insecta; Hymenoptera; Halictidae
Product: chymotrypsin-2
Biological process (GO): proteolysis
Molecular function (GO): serine-type endopeptidase activity
Source: RefSeq, a predicted model, not a curated record